CCCAAUUGGGUUUUCGACAGCAUAAAGAACUGACGAGAGAUGGCGACGCUGCUGAGAUCCAAACGCCUUCCGCUCCGCCCCGCCGCCGCCGCCGCCGCCGCCGCCGCUGCGGCUGCUGCCAUCCAAUCACCCUUCUUCCUCCGCCGAGUAGUUCCUCUGAUUCCCAUUCGCGAGUACCGUAGCAGCCGCUCUCGCGACGACUUGCCUUCCUCCAGGUAUGAGCACCAGUCGCUGCCUAUCAAUUGGGGCAUCCGAAUCGUGCCUGAAAAAAAGGCUUAUGUUGUGGAGAGGUUCGGAAAGUAUCAGCGGACGCUAGACUCUGGGAUUCACAUCCUUCUCCCGUUCGUUGACCGGAUCGCGUAUGUGCACUCACUCAAGGAGGAGGCUAUCCCCGUUCCUGACCAGUCGGCCAUUACCAAGGACAAUGUUAGCAUACUCAUUGAUGGGGUUCUGUAUGUUAAGAUUGUUGAUCCCAUCCUUGCUUCUUAUGGCGUGGAGAACCCACUAUAUGCCGUAAUCCAGCUGGCACAGACAACGAUGAGGAGCGAGCUGGGGAAGAUCACUCUAGAUAAAACCUUUGAAGAAAGGGAUGCUCUAAAUGAGAACAUUGUGAGAGCAAUCAAUGAGGCUGCUUCUGAUUGGGGUCUUAAAUGUCUGCGUUAUGAAAUCCGGGAUAUAUCUCCACCACCUGGAGUUAAGGCAGCUAUGGAGAUGCAAGCUGAAGCAGAAAGAAGGAAACGUGCUCAAGUUCUUGAAUCUGAAGGAGAGAGACAAGCUCACAUAAACAUUGCGGAUGGAAAGAAAAAUUCAGUGAUACUACAAUCAGAAGCAGCAAUGAUGGACCAGGUUAACAGGGCAAAAGGAGAAGCUGAGGCAAUCCUUGUUAGGUCUCAGGCAACUGCUCAAGGUCUCAAGAUAUUGUCAGAAGCCAUCAAAGCUGAUGGUGGUGCAGAGGCAGCAAGUUUGAGAGUUGCUGAGCAAUACAUCAAAGCAUUUGGUCACAUAGCAAAGGAGGGAACUACCCUUCUACUCCCUAGUGCCAUCCAAAAUCCUUCUUCCAUGAUAGCUCAGGCUCUAGCAAUAUACAAGCAGCUUAAUCCUGCCAAUCUCUCUACUUCCUCUGCAGAAAGUUCCCAUCCAGAGACCUCUGUCAAUAGCAAAACCUAUACUGGCCAUGUGAUUGAUGACGUUGAAACUUCCAUAAACAAGGCAACUGAUCCAGUUCUUUCAGAUCCUAGUGGAAAAACAUUCUCCCUCCAAAGCCCACCAAGGGAUUGAUCUAUCUUCUCUAAAGUCAACUCAAUCAUUUUUGGCAAGUCAAAGAAGCAUGACCUUCUAGUUCUGAUGUAGUAGUUUGGCAUCUGUUUACUUUCUUGAUGAGGUCUAAUCUAGAAUUUGAAAUGGACAAUACCUCACAGGCUCUCGGUCAUCUGAAUGCGUUGAGCAAAUACACUCGGAAAGCGUCUGAUCACACAAUAAUUGUGAAUUUGUGAUGAUUGUUUCGUUUACUUUUCA
Molecule: messenger RNA, 1515 nt
Organism: Zingiber officinale
Lineage: Eukaryota; Viridiplantae; Streptophyta; Magnoliopsida; Zingiberales; Zingiberaceae
Product: stomatin-like protein 2, mitochondrial
Exons: 9
Coding region: 40-1278 (412 amino acids)
Cellular component (GO): membrane
Source: RefSeq, a predicted model, not a curated record